UUUAUAAAAAAUAUUCAUUUUUAAAACAGUUUUUACAUGACCGCUGGCUUCCCACUGUCAUUUGUUUAUUUACAAUUGCAUUGCAACGUUCUCGCUGCUGUCAAUUACACCCAAAACAGACUGUUUUCUGUUCACUGUAAACUUUUGGUGUAAUUUACCCUGCUUUACAAUGAAUCAAAAAGUGUCCACCGUUAACGAUCCUGAACUGCAGGCCAAAGUGAAGAAAACGACUGAAAAAAUAUCCGAGAAUAUGCACAUCAUUGCCAACGAGCCAAGCCUUGCGUUCUACCGCAUCCAGGAACACGUCCGCAAGGUAAUUCCGCUCAUAGUAGACCGCCGUGCGGAGGUGGUUCAGUUACAGCAGGAUCUGCAGGGCAAGUGUUACGAUAUGGAGUAUGCAAUUAGCGCCGUGAAAGAUAUCGAGGCAGCCGAUACGUCGUUGAAAAACGUGCAAGAACUACUGAAAAAUGCAAUAUUUCUCAAGCAGCAGCUAAAGUACGUAGAAUCCAGACGACCCAAGAAAGACACGAACAGCUCCGUGUACAAGCGGCUUUCGGCACACAUUACGCUGGAUUUGCCCGACCUAACCGACAUAUCCGGGGUGGUGCGAGAAACGACCAAUCGGGUGGAGCACAUGAUGUCGCAAGCGCGAAAUUCAAACAGCAGUAUAAACAACAAUCCUCCAGGUGGUGGUGCGAAUUCGACGGCAGGUCCCGCAGAACUGCAACGGUCCUACACGACGUUACACUAAGCAAGCAAAUCGUAUCGUUACCCUAGUCACAACGCUUAAGUUUCGUUCCUUUUGCUUUCAACGAUCUGUGAUGUUUACGUUCGUUCACCACGCAUUUCGCUCUCUCGCAAGAGGGAAAUCGACAAAAUUGAGUAUUAUAGUUUUGUUCCCCUGUUGGGUGGGAACCGAUCAAUAAAAAUAAUCCUUUAUUUGACGCUA
This is a messenger RNA of Anopheles stephensi (Asian malaria mosquito), 949 nucleotides long. RefSeq names its product BLOC-1-related complex subunit 8 homolog. The record is from RefSeq and is a predicted model, not a curated record. The transcript is spliced from 3 exons. The coding region runs from base 170 to 751 and encodes 193 amino acids. Lineage: Eukaryota; Metazoa; Arthropoda; Insecta; Diptera; Culicidae. Gene Ontology annotation, cellular component: BORC complex.